AUGAAACCCUGUCAAAAAAUUGAAGAAAAACCAGAAAAUGAGAAUGAACCAAAACUUGAAGAAGUACCAAAGCCUGAGGAAAAGCAAGAGGAGGAGGAAAAAACAGAAGAAACUUUUAGAGAAAGACUGAUUCAGUCUCUCCAGGAAUUUAAAGAAGAUAUACACAACAGGCAUUUAAGCAAGGAAGAUAUGUUUAGAAAUGUGAAUGAAAUUGAUGAGAUAAGGAGAGUCAGAAACAAACUUACAGUGAUACGUUGGAAGGUUAAUCGAAACCAUCCUUACCCCUAUUUAAUGUAG
Messenger RNA from Rangifer tarandus platyrhynchus (Svalbard reindeer), 297 nucleotides. The record is from the annotation of a GenBank genome assembly. NCBI's taxonomy places the organism in Eukaryota, Metazoa, Chordata, Mammalia, Artiodactyla, Cervidae.